AUGACACAAGAAACAAAAAUGCUACCUUCUUUGUCCACUCUUCUAUCGGGAACCGAGAUUUCGUCUUCUCCCGUGUCACCAAGCUUCGUCAACCCAAGAACAAACUUUCACCUGGACGACCGUGGAACAAUCAAACUGCCCCCACUGAACAUCAGCAUCAGCCGUCCAAGAUCCGUGGAGAGCGCCUUAAGACACACGGUCACAUCGCAGAAUAAAGACUCCAGUGCCUGCAGUGAUGACUUGCUCAAGCACACACAAUCAGACUCUGCUCUCUCGUCUCACUUGACCAGCUCGCAGGAAACGGUCGAUGAGUCACACGAAAUCCUGUCGUUAACCCCUCUAAAUAACGACAGGAGGGAUUAUUCAAUAUCUUCGAAGAAAAAAGAUAUAUUAACACCACUCUCUGCAGCCAGGUCAAUCAUAAUCCCAACUGCCUCCAAGGAAAAAAGACGUGCAUUUGCCUUCAUCACACACUCUCAAGAGACCUUUCCCAAGAAGGAGCCCAAGAUCGAUAACGCCCCAUUAGCCCGUCGAAAGAGAAGAAGAACCUCGUCCCAGGAAUUGUCCAUUCUCCAGGGUGAAUUUGAGAAAUGUCCCGCUCCAUCAAAGGAGAAACGAACUGAAUUGGCUGACUCCUGUCAUAUGACUGAAAAAGCCAUUCAAAUAUGGUUCCAGAACAAAAGACAGGCGGUUAAAAGGCAAAGAGUUGCCACUUCCAAAUCAACCACUAUAACGCAAACGGUAUCGCCGCCAUCUCCACCUCUGGACGUCCAUGCCACGCCCCUAGCAUCUAGAGCCAAGACGGAGAUACUUCGUGAUGAAAGCUCACCUUGCUCUUCCUCUUCUUCGCCUUCGCCAUUGGAAAACACGCCGCUAAGGCCUCAUCAUUCUCUAAAUAGGCGCUCAUCUACGCCAAACACAAAAAGGAGCCAGGCAUUAACCUUCCACCUAAACCCACAAAAGAUGACACUAACGCCGGUGAAAACGUCUCCUAAUAGCAGAGUAAACAAAUUGAUUAACAGUAUAGAUCAUUCCCCAUCUAAAACAAAACGUUCGGUAAGUAACUCUUCCUCUUCCCCUAAGAGGAAAAGAAAAUUCGGGUUCAAGAUCGUCGAUCAGCAACCGUUGAAGGACCUCGAUCCAAACGCGUUCCGUGGUUGA
Saccharomyces kudriavzevii IFO 1802 is the source of this 1161-nucleotide messenger RNA. RefSeq names its product Yox1p (gene YOX1). The coding region runs from base 1 to 1161 and encodes 386 amino acids. Gene Ontology annotation, molecular function: RNA polymerase II cis-regulatory region sequence-specific DNA binding; DNA-binding transcription factor activity, RNA polymerase II-specific. The transcript has a single exon. NCBI's taxonomy places the organism in Eukaryota, Fungi, Ascomycota, Saccharomycetes, Saccharomycetales, Saccharomycetaceae. The record is from RefSeq and is a predicted model, not a curated record. Gene Ontology annotation, biological process: cell differentiation; regulation of transcription by RNA polymerase II.